Messenger RNA from Melitaea cinxia (Glanville fritillary), 4580 nucleotides. It is a transcript of the gene Ncc69, whose product is annotated as bumetanide-sensitive sodium-(potassium)-chloride cotransporter. Lineage: Eukaryota; Metazoa; Arthropoda; Insecta; Lepidoptera; Nymphalidae. The record is from RefSeq and is a predicted model, not a curated record. Gene Ontology annotation, biological process: chloride ion homeostasis; potassium ion homeostasis; potassium ion import across plasma membrane. The coding region runs from base 1 to 3543 and encodes 1180 amino acids. Gene Ontology annotation, cellular component: membrane. Gene Ontology annotation, molecular function: sodium:potassium:chloride symporter activity. The transcript has 26 exons.
AUGGCGUCGUCGCAAAAAGAUAUCGAAUUAAGUCCUGUAAACGUUAGUAAUGACAAUAGCAGUUCGGCGACGGAACAAGUAAAUGUACCGGUAAAUGAUGAAGAAGAUAUCAUUAUUGGAAGAUUCAGAAAGAUUAGUUCGGCUAAGUCUAUGGCCGCAACUAAUGGUAACAUCCAGUACCCUUCAGAAAUAAUCAGAAAUGAUACAGACGUUGAAGCAGGCCUUCAGUUUAAAGCUAAGGAAGCAGAGAGAGAAAGACUGCUGGAACCAGCUACAAACGGUGCAGUUCUACGUCCAAAAUCGCCGAUAACUAAAAGUAGUUUCAGAGAUAUGGAGAAGCCUUCACGGUUCAAAGAUCAACCAUCAGCAACGAGAUUUCAGAUUUAUUAUAAUUAUAACCAAGACGAGGGAACUGAGUCUGAUGGUUCUGGUAUGGAAAGUGAUGAUCCACUUACAGCUACUGACACGAAAUAUGGCAAAAGUUUCAGACAUUUCACAAGGGAAGCCUUACCUCGACUGGAUAACUACAGAAAUGUGCUAUCACUUCACGCCGCUCCAAGACCGACCCUGGAUGAGCUUCACAACGCCUCGCUUUCAAGGAAGCCAGGCCAAACUCUAGAAAAAGAUCAGACAGCGCCAGCGAUGUCGUCGCGGAAUAUGAAGUUCGGAUGGAUAAAAGGCGUCCUCAUGAGAUGCCUCCUCAAUAUUUGGGGAGUCAUGCUCUUCUUGAGACUGUCCUGGGUCGUUGGGCAAGCGGGAGUAGCGCAGGCAUCACUUUUGAUAGUGACGACUUCAGUUGUAACGACAAUCACGGCGCUGUCUAUGUCCGCGAUAAGUACUAAUGGCGUUAUCAAAGGCGGCGGAACAUAUUAUAUGAUAUCGAGGUCUCUCGGGCCAGAGUUUGGAGGCUCAAUAGGCCUUAUAUUUUCAAUGGCGAAUGCAGUGGCCUGUGCGAUGUACGUUGUCGGUUUUGGAGAGUCGCUCAUCACUCUUAUACCAGAGUCAGCGUACAUGGUCAGCAAAAGUUGGGACCAAGCCAUAUAUGGCUGUAUAACCAUAGUACUCUUGACGGGUAUCGUGAUAGUGGGCUUAGAGUGGGAGGCGAAAGCUCAGAUAGUACUGUUGGUGAUACUUUUAGCUGCUAUAGCAGACUUCUGUAUUGGAACCAUCAUCGGGCCUAAGUCUGACGUGGAAGUCGCUCAGGGAUUCGUAGGGUAUAACAUGUCGAUUUUAAAAGCCAACCUCGGACCGGACUACAGAUACUUCGAGGGCGUCGAACAUAAUUUCUUUUCUGUAUUCGCAAUAUUUUUCCCAGCGGCCACGGGAAUAUUGGCCGGUGCCAAUAUAUCUGGAGAUUUGAAGGAUCCUCAAAAGUCAAUUCCAAAGGGUACUCUCCUAGCUAUACUGUUGACGACGAUAUCAUACCUCUUGAUCGCCUUACUGGCUGGUUGGACUGUACUCAGAGAUGCGUCUGGCGAUGUGGCAGAUGUUGCCUCAUGGACCAUGGACCAGUGCAAGAUCAAUGGCACUUGCGCUUAUGGUCUGCACCACAGUAAUGACGUAAUUCGUCUCGUGUCAGGGUUUGGUCCCUUGAUAUACGGCGGGUGUUUCGCCGCGACUCUAUCUUCAGCGCUCGCUUCGCUAGUUUCAGCUCCAAAAGUUUUCCAGGCUCUCUGUCAAGACAAGCUCUACCCUUGUCUUGAUUUCUUCGCCAAAGGCUAUGGAGCCAACAACGAGCCAGUACGUGGUUACGCGUUGACAUUCGUUAUUGCUAUCAGUUUUAUACUUAUGGGCGGCUUGAACCAAAUAGCUCCGUUAAUAUCAAACUUCUUCUUAGCUGCGUACGCGCUUAUUAAUUUCGCAACCUUUCACGCAAGUCUUGCAAGGCCUGUUGGUUGGAGACCUACUUUUAGGCUGUACAACAUGUGGCUGUCCCUGCUGGGCGCUCUGGUGUGCGUCGCCAUAAUGUUCGUGGUGUCCUGGGCGACGGCGCUGCUGACGCUGGCGGGCCUGCUGGCGCUCUACCUGCUGGUGUCCUACCGCGGGCCCGACGUAAACUGGGGUUCGACUACUCAGGCGCAAAUGUACAAGUCCGCGUUAGCCAGCGUGCAGCAGCUGAACCGAGUUUCGGACCAUGUCAAGAACUACAGACCCCAAAUAUUGGUGCUAACCGGUUUUCCCGGGGAAAGGCCAAUGCUGACGGACUUUGCCUAUCUCCUCACCAAAGGACUUUCACUAAUGCUGUGUGGACAUAUUAUGCCGUAUGCCCUGACGCAUCGAACUCGCGAGGCGCUGGUGUCUCGCGCCACUCAGUGGUUGUAUCGACGCCGCGUGAAGGCCUUCUACACACUUGUGGACGAUGUAAACUUCAAGGACGGCGCUAGCGCACUCAUACAGGCGAGUGGAGUCGGUAAAUUGAAGCCCAACAUCCUAAUGAUGGGUUUCAAGGAGGACUGGCAGACGUGCGACCGGUCCGAACUAGCGGACUACGUGAACGUAAUGCACAAGGCGCUGGACGUGCACGUGGCGCUGGCGCUGCUGCGCGUGGAGGGCGGGCUGCAGAGCAGCGGCGCGCUGGACGACGACCUGCAGGCCUGCCUGCGGCCCGCCGCGCCCGCCGGUUCAAUGGGUGACAGUAUUAAACAAUCGAAAUCUACCGAAACUUUAAACUCACAGUCGAGGGAUAGCAGUAUGUCGGAUGUCUCGGUGUUGUCCGGCGAGCUGAAGGGCGUGUCUCCCGAUCCUGGCGCUACUAGGACGCGUAAAAAUAAAGGGAGUUCGGCAUUUAUAUUGAAACCAAAAUCAAUACCUACCCUAGUCCCUGUUCAAGAUAAGUGUCCCAAUCAGUUACCACUGGAGACAACUGUACCUAAAUGUGUGUGUGCUAGCAGUCGCCUGGGCGAGGUGGUGCGCAAGCUGGGCGCGGCGCGAGGCCGGCGCGUGUCGUCGCUGUCGGCCGAGGAGCGCUUCACGCGCCGCCGCGCGGGCAGCGUCGACGUGUGGUGGCUGUACGACGACGGCGGUCUGACGCUGCUGCUGCCGUACAUCCUGUCGACGCGGCGCGCCUGGGCGUCGUGCCCGCUGCGCGUGUUCACGCUCUCCAACCGACACACCGAGCUGGAGAUCGAGGAGCGCAACAUGGCGUCUCUACUGUCGAAGUUCCGUAUCGAUUACUCAGCGUUGAAGAUGAUAUCGGAUGUCAACAAGAAGCCGAAGGACUCCACAUUAGCGUAUUUCGACAACUUGAUUGCGCCCUUCAUGUCGACUGAUGACACCAAUGACAACAGUAAAGUGUGCGCAGUGGGCGUGACGGCGGCGGACGUGGCGGCGGCGCGCUCGCGCACGCACCGCUACCUGCGCGUGCGCGAGCUGGUGCGCGAGUGGUCGGCGGGCGCGCGCCUGGUGUGCGUGACGCAGCCCAUGCCGCGCCGCGUGCUGCCGCCCGCGCUGUACGCCGCCUGGCUGGCCGCGCUCGCCUCCGCCGCGCCGCGCACGCUGCUCGUGCGCGGCAACCACGCCGCCGUGCUCACCUUCUACUCCUGAGCCCACUUUGUGCGCCUCGUCACACGUACGUGCCAGCUCAACUCUUGUUCUUACUUAGUGCGCCGUACAUCCCACGCAUUUUAUGUCCAGUUUCACACGUACGUGCAAGCUCAACUUUUGUUCUUACUUAGUGCGCCGUACAUCUCACGCAUUUUAUGUCCAGUUUCUCAGUGCGCUUCCAACUUACAGUGUUGUUACGUGUGCACAUCUUUUACUUCUAAACACCUUCUACUCCUGGUUGUAAUUUAGUGUGUAACGUAUUAUUUGCGCGUGUGUACACACCCUAUGAUUACUAAUGUAGCACGUGACACUGAUCGGUGCUUAGUGUACCGUUUUACUUCCAGUGUUCCAAUGUUUUAGUGCGCAGCGUGACACGUUCGUAUCCUCACUCAUUUUCUACUCCUAAUGUAGCAAAUACUGAUGCUUAGUGCGCACGUCUCGUGCGAGCUUUAAGUCCCAAUAUGUUAGUGCGCCACGUCUUAAUUGCGUGUGCGUGAUCACCUACUAAACCUAGUGCCCACUUAGUUACUUAGUACCCGAUGUUCGUAUUAUAUUCGUGUGCUCAUCUUCUAUUCUUAGUAUAUCACAUAGCACUGCUCAGUGCGCCACACGUUUUGAGCGUACCCUUACUCCUAGUGUCAAAGCAAGCACUUGUCGCGCAUAUGCGUGUUUACAUUCUAUUCUUAGUGUACACCCGCAAACUUCUAUAUGCGCAGCGCCUCACAUGCAUUAGGACUCUCAACUUUUACGUCUAAAGUGCUCCUAGCUCGCAAUAUUUUAGUGCGCUGCGUCUCCAGUCUAAUAUUGGAGUCAGUACACUUCCUUCUUCACCUUUUGUGCACCAUCGCAGCAGCUACUACACCAAAGUGUGCGCUCCCACACCACUCUGUACAAUUCAUACUUCAAGCUGAGGUCCAAGCCCUAGCAUUUGAAAAAAAAGACCCAACUAAUUCCUGUCACUUCGAAGGUCAAUAAAAUAUCUGUUUAAAUGAUAUCAAUCUCGAAUAUUAAAUGUAAAUUAAGAUUUUGUUUUACAA